Molecule: messenger RNA, 2407 nt
Organism: Hypoxylon trugodes
Lineage: Eukaryota; Fungi; Ascomycota; Sordariomycetes; Xylariales; Hypoxylaceae
Product: HET-domain-containing protein
Exons: 1
Coding region: 341-2269 (642 amino acids)
Source: RefSeq, a predicted model, not a curated record
AUUUCAAACAGUAUCCAGACAGUAUGUAGCCUAUAAGGCGCAAGGGCUAAGGUCUAUUUCAGCGCCAAGGACUCUAGACAAUUCCUAACGAUGCAGUCACCCCGCAGCUGAAAAAGGACGACUUCUGAUACUACUUAGAAGGGAUAUCUAAUUAGGCAAUUAAGUAUCACCAUAUAUAAGAACACACCUAUCCCUAUGAGCUACGCUCCUUUUCGUUGAGCUGUUAAGAGUUACGUGUUUACGUAGAUUAUCUUCCACUGAACAAGUACAUGCUAAUAACUAUCAUGACCCAAUCUUCAUAGACGUUCCUACGAUGAUACCAAGAUAAUACCCCCCAAAGAUGUUUGAAUACCGCCCCCUCAACCCAAAUAUUCGCGAAAUACGAGUCCUCAAUCUUUUACCUGGUAGCUUUGACGAGCCGCUUAGAAUUAGCAUAAAUGUCCAAAGUCUCGACUCAAGUCCUGCCUACAAUGCCCUUUCAUACGUAUGGGGCGAUGCUGCUACUGCAAAAAUUCCGGGAAAUACUAUAAACAUCGAUGGGUGCGACUUUCCCGUAACGGCAAACUUGUUUGCAGCUUUGCGGCAUUUGCGACCCCCGAAUGAGGCGGACGGUCCGCUUACGCUAUGGGUGGAUGCUGUGUGUAUCAAUCAAUCAGACCUAGAUGAGCGAGGGCAACAGGUUUCUAUGAUGCGGGAUAUUUAUGCAUCAGCUGAACGUGUGAUAAUAUGGCUUGGAGAAGCGGAUGAUGAGAGUGACCGCGCUUUUGAUACAUUUCCGAUUCUUGCCAACCACAAUCAACACCGAGGUAAUCAAAAGGAUGAGGAAUUUCUAGAUGAGACGCAUCUCUGCAGCGGAUUCUUCUCCGGAUUGGCUGAUAGGCGCCCUUGGUUCUCACGUGUUUGGAUUAUACAGGAGCUGGCGAUGGCUAAAAAUGAUCCCUUAGUCGCAUGUGGACAUAAAUCGGUAACUUGGUCAACUCUUAUGGGAGCUCAGGAGUUUGUUUCUAGGAAAGUUUUUACGGACGUAGGUGUGACGCGACGCAAACCGCGGGAAAGCGACAGUAACUUAACAGGGAAUAUUAAUGGUCUGCCCGAAGAAGACAUCGAAGUGACAGCGAAAUUGAAGAUUGACGUCCUUGACGAUCUUUAUAAGGCUAUGAGGACCCAGGGGGGCGAAAGCUUGUGGAAACUAUUAUUCGUCUCGAGGACAUCCGAAGCUACAGACCCGAGAGACAGAAUUUACGCAUUGAUUGGGCUCUUAAAGGCUGCUGAAUCAGAUUUGCAGGAGUCUGAGAACUCUAUCGUUGUCGAUUACCACAAGCCAACGGCGGCAGUUUACGCAGAUGCCAUGGCUUACAUGUUCACUCAAGGAGAUGGUCCUUAUUUCCUGUCGGGAGUAUUCUUACCGGGGAUUUCAGCUCCCGCCCCUUAUAUCACUAGCUUACCCUCGGCGACUUUACAACCUCCGCUCCCAUCAUGGGUUCCUGACUUCUCAAGGCAAGUCGCCGGGAAAGCAACACAGCCAAGCGGAUUUUCGUUCCACCCACCAGCAGGCACUAGCGCAUCAGGACCAGGGGCAAAUUGUAACAACGGAAGGCGACUGGAUGACCGGAGAACACUACAGGUAGAAGGGCUUUUCGUGGAUAUUAUUGAGGAAGUGGUGUCUCUCGGCGUGUCUCUCGGCGUGUCUCUUGGCGUGUCUCUAGACUCCCAUCUUGAUCAACUCGUUCGUAUCGAAGCUCUUGCUAAAGCUUCUAGGAAACGACCAUGUGAGAUGGAGGAAGCAGUGAAGCCUUACAUAGAGCGGUAUAAGAAUAGCGAGCCUCUAUGGAAAAUAUUGGUAUCAAACAAGCGUUUUAUGUCGGGUUAUGAUGAGGCACCAUCGUCGUAUGAGGGGAUGUAUGAAAGCCUCCUGAGGAAUAAUAGGGAAGGUAGGAAGUCGGAAACAGGCAGUAACGGGGAAUCGGACGAGUAUAUGGAGAGCCUGAAGUCAAAUGUUGGUAAGAAGUCUUUCUUCACUACGAAAAAUGGGUUUGUAGGUACCUGCGUUCCGGAUGCUUGCAAGGGAGAUAUUGUUGCCAUUUUAUUUGGAUCCCCGGUUCCAUUCGUGUUACGUCGGGCGUCGGAUGUGGUUGAAACAGCAAAUGGUGAAAGGGAGACUCAUUAUCUUGUGGGUGGGUCGUAUGUAGGGGGCAUCAUGGCUGGUGAGAUGGUGGACGAGUUGUAUUGCGAGGAUUUGAUGGAUUCUAUAACAUUCUUCAUUAGAUAGCCAUCAUGAAAUUAUUUGGGAAUUAAAGGGCGUGUGUCAAAUGCGAGCUCUGCAGAUUGGAGACUCGGUUAUCCAUGUAGGCGUUUCAGAAGAGUAUUUGCAUGCUAGGACUUAUGUUUAAUUGGAAAAUUUGCCUGU